AUGAGUUCUUCCGAAGAUGAUAUGCCACUCGCGCGCGCCAAUGGCCGUAUGAAUGGAACGUCAGCCUCUGGCACCACGAAUGCGCAACCCCAGAAUGGCUCCUCGGAGCCAGCAAUCUCGAUUCGAUUUGGCGCCGUCCAAGACAAAGAUGUGGAAAUGGAGGAUGCGGCCACUGGCGCAAGCAAGCGUAAAUCUCGAGCUAGCAUCGAUCAACAGAAGUCCUACGCUGAACCUGAAAGCAGCGAGGAUGAUGAUCGGCCUUUGAGUAAGCGCCGUCGAACUUCCGUGAAGCACGAAGACCCUGAAACCGACGACGACCUCCCCAAAGCCGGUGAAACUGCCAUCGGAGACGAGUCAGACUCCGAUGUCCCCAUCGGGAAAAAGCUUACUGCGCAGAAGAAAAAGAUCCAGCAGAAGGCGACUAAGGAUGCGAACGGCACGACGAAGCCUGCGCCUGCGAAGGAGACCAAGUCGGCUGCCUCCACGAAAAAGGCCAACGGCGUAAAGAAAGAACCUGCCGAUGCCAAGCCCGCUCCCAAGAAGGUGAAGGCUGAGUCAGUAACUCCAAAGAAGGGCAAGAGUCAAGUGAAGGCCGACAGUGAGGAGAUGGAUGCCGACGAAGACGACGAAUACCAUUGGUGGGAAGAUCCUACCAAGGGCGACGGCACAAAGAAGUGGACCACCCUGGAGCACAACGGUGUGGUAUUCCCACCUCCUUACGAACCCCUGCCGGAGAAUGUCAAGAUGAAGUAUAACGGCACCCCCGUAACCCUCCACCCAGAUGCGGAGGAAGUUGCUUCAUUCUUUGGAACAAUGCUGAACUCUGAACAUAACGUGAAAAAUCCCGUCUUCCAAAAAAACUUUUUCAUGGAUUUCAAGGAUAUUCUCAAGAAGACAGGCGGGGCUAAAGAUCCUCAAGGAAACAAAGUUGAGAUUAAGGAGUUCGACAAAUGCGACUUCAGGCCCAUUUUUGAGUACCUCCAAGCUCAGCGUGACGAGAAGAAGGCCCUGCCGGCUGCCGAGAAGAAGCGUCUGAAGGCUGAAAAGGAGGCAGCGGAAGCCCCCUAUCAGUACUGCAUCUGGGACGGCCGCAAACAAAAGGUUGGCAAUUUCCGUGUUGAGCCGCCGUCUCUCUUCCGUGGCCGAGGUGAGCACCCCAAAACCGGCCGGGUCAAGACUCGGGUGCAGCCAGAGCAAAUCACGAUCAAUAUCGGCAAAGAAGCGACCGUUCCUCCGCCGCCGCCUGGCCAUAAUUGGAAGGAGGUGAAGCAUGAUCAGGAGGGCACCUGGCUCGCUAUGUGGCAGGAAAAUAUCAACGGCAACUACAAGUACGUCAUGUUGGCGGCCAAUUCCGAUGUCAAGGGCCAAAGUGACUACAAGAAGUUCGAGAAGGCCCGAGAGCUCAAGAAGUAUAUCGACAAGAUCCGCAAAGACUACAACAAGGCUCUCAAGCAUGAUAUGAUGGUAGAGCGCCAAAAAGCAACAGCUGUUUAUCUAAUUGAUCAGCUGGCACUUCGUGCCGGUAACGAGAAAGGUGAAGAUGAGGCAGAGACGGUUGGCUGCUGCUCACUCAAAUAUGAGAACGUCAGUUUAAAGCCCCCGAACAAGGUUAUCUUUGAUUUCCUUGGUAAGGAUAGUAUUCGUUUCUAUGACGAGGUCGAGGUGGAUCCACAAGUUUUCAAAAAUCUCAAGAUUUUCAAGAAGGCUCCCAAGAAGGAGGGCGAUGAGAUCUUCGAUCGCUUGACGACCUCUGCACUGAACAAGCACCUGCAAAAUUACAUGCCCGGCCUCACUGCAAAGGUUUUCCGUACCUACAACGCGUCAUUUACCAUGAGCAAUCUUCUCAAGGAAAUGAAGGCCACAGGAACCAUUCCUGAGAAGGUCAAGGCUUACAACGAUGCUAAUCGUAAGGUCGCUAUCCUGUGUAACCAUAAACGAACAGUCACUGCUUCUCACGCAAACCAAAUGGAGAAGAUGAGUGAGCGGAUCAAAGGACUUCGGUACCAAAAGUGGCGUCUCAAGCAGCAGAUGCUUGCAUUGGAGCCAAACCUCAAGAAGAAGAAGGGCGCCUCUUUUUUUGCGCUUGAUGAGGAUCUCACUCCAGAGUGGCUCCAGGAACACCAAGCAUUCCUCAUCGAGGAGCAAACCGCAAAGAUCAAGAAGAAGUUCGAGAAAGACAACGAGAAGCGUGUGUCCGAUGGCGAGAAACCGAUGAAAGACUCAGAACUCACCGAACGACUUGAGGUGGUGAAAGAAAUGGAGAAAAAGUUCAAGCAAGAGAAUAAAACGGGCAAAGUUGAACCCGAGGGAAGGGCUCCUACCGUGGAAAAACUUGAAGCAAACAUUGAGAAACUCGACCAGCGCAUUGCCACCAUGUCUGUCCAAGCGCAGGACAAGGAGGACAACAAGGAGGUAGCGCUUGGCACCUCCAAAAUUAACUACAUUGAUCCUCGACUCAGUGUGGUCUUCAGCAAGAAGUUCAAUGUGCCUAUUGAGAAGUUCUUCUCUAAGGCACUUCGUGAGAAGUUCGAAUGGGCCAUCAAGUCUGUUGAUGAGGACUGGGAGUUCUGA
This is a messenger RNA of Penicillium chermesinum, 2571 nucleotides long. RefSeq names its product DNA topoisomerase 1. The record is from RefSeq and is a predicted model, not a curated record. Gene Ontology annotation, molecular function: DNA topoisomerase type I (single strand cut, ATP-independent) activity; DNA binding. The coding region runs from base 1 to 2571 and encodes 856 amino acids. The transcript is spliced from 7 exons. NCBI's taxonomy places the organism in Eukaryota, Fungi, Ascomycota, Eurotiomycetes, Eurotiales, Aspergillaceae. Gene Ontology annotation, cellular component: chromosome; nucleolus. Gene Ontology annotation, biological process: chromosome segregation; DNA topological change; DNA replication.